This is a messenger RNA of Gekko japonicus, 3013 nucleotides long. RefSeq names its product zinc finger and BTB domain containing 26 (gene ZBTB26). Gene Ontology annotation, molecular function: DNA-binding transcription factor activity, RNA polymerase II-specific; RNA polymerase II cis-regulatory region sequence-specific DNA binding; protein binding. The record is from RefSeq and is a predicted model, not a curated record. Lineage: Eukaryota; Metazoa; Chordata; Lepidosauria; Squamata; Gekkonidae. The coding region runs from base 68 to 1399 and encodes 443 amino acids. Gene Ontology annotation, biological process: regulation of transcription by RNA polymerase II. The transcript has 2 exons. Gene Ontology annotation, cellular component: nucleus.
ACAUUAGCUCUCACAUGCAGAAUGGCUACAAGAAUUACAGAGAUAGACAGCCUUCAAGCUUGUCAAGAUGACUGAGAGACCUGAUAUCCUGCAUUUCCAAUUUGACAACUAUGGUGACUCAAUGCUGCAGAAAAUGGACAAGCUGAGAGAAGAGAACAAGUUUUGCGACAUCACAGUCCGUAUAGAUGAUCUUGAAAUCCAUGGACACAAGAUUGUGUUUGCUGCCGGCUCUCCCUUCUUAAGGGACCAGUUCCUGCUGAAUGACUCCAGAGAAGUGAAAAUUUCCAUCCUUCAAAGUUCUGAAGUAGGAAAGCAGCUGCUCCUGUCCUGCUACAGUGGCAUCCUCGAAUUCCCCGAAAUGGAGCUGGUGAAUUACUUGACCGCUGCCAGCUUUCUCCAAAUGAGCCACAUUGUGGAACGCUGCACACAGGCCCUCUGGAAGUUCAUCAGACCAAAGCAGCAGUUGGAGAAAAAAGAACCAAGUGAGAAACAAACUGACUCUUCAGAGCCAAAGGGACCACCAGCAGUGGCAGAAGAAGAAGAGGAGGAGGAGGAGGAAGAAUCUUUGCAGCCAGAUUCCCCAUGCAUACAACCCUCUGAGGAUAGCAUGGAUAUGGAGGAUAGUGAUAUACAAAUAGUGAAAGUAGAGUCCAUUGGGGAGGUUGCAGAUGUCAGAAACAAAAAGGAUCAGAGCUCCUUUAUUUCUUCAGAGCAAAGCACUCUUCAUUCAUCUGAACCUCAGCACUCCCUCAUCAAUUCCACGGUAGAGAACCGAGCCAGUGAAAUGGAGCAGAGCCAGCUGCAUAACUAUUCCCUCUCAUAUGCAGGAGGUGACAACCUCUUUGCAUUUGGCCCCAGCAACCGAGGAGUAGACAAAGGGCUCCAGUGGCACCACCAGUGUCCCAAGUGCACCCGUGUGUUCCGACACCUGGAGAAUUAUGCCAAUCACUUGAAAAUGCACAAGCUGUUCAUGUGCCUGCUUUGUGGCAAGACUUUUACGCAGAAAGGCAACCUCCACCGGCAUAUGCGGGUGCAUGCUGGGAUCAAGCCCUUCCAGUGUAAGAUCUGUGGGAAGACCUUCUCGCAGAAAUGUUCCCUGCAGGAUCACCUCAACCUGCACAGUGGGGACAAGCCACACAGGUGCAACUAUUGUGACAUGGUCUUUGCCCACAAGCCCGUCCUGAGGAAGCACCUCAAACAGCUCCAUGGCAAAAACAGCUUUGACAAUGCCAAUGAGAGGAAUGUCCAAGACAUCACUGUAGAUUUUGAUUCCUUCAGCUGCAGCUCAGCGGUGGACUCAAAAACCUGCCUGCAAGCCGAUGCCAGCCAGGUACUAGAUGGGGGAAAGUUGGCCCAGGCGGUGCUCAGUUUACGGAAUGAUGGUGCUUGUGUGAACUAGAGCAGUCUCUUUUUGAGCAACAGAGUAAGAAGAAAUGUACAGAGUUGUUUUGGACUUUUACAUGACCAUCAGUUGACAGAUCCCAAAAGUUCUGUUGAAUCACUUUUAAGAGCAGAACAAGGAACAGUAGCAGGUAUUCAGCUUCCAUCCUAGAGUGAUUUGAUGUGUUCUGUGACUUCAGCUGUCUUUGUUCCUACCAUGAGAAGAAUGCCACUUAGCACAGGCCUGCCUCCAUUGAAGUUUUAAGCAGUUACACUUCAAAACCUCUUUCCAAAGGGUGGUGGUUGGUUUGCGCAGCCAAGGAGCACUUACCUGCUUAUAGUCCAAGGGAUGGAAAAUGUAGGGGACAGAAUUUGCCCUUCUAGAACUUAGUUUUAAAGCUAAAAUAACCUGAGUUCUUGAAGAAGGAAAGAAAAAAGCACUGGAUCAUUAUAAGCUGUUGACAGUCCAACUGUGGGUGUUGUUUUUUUUAAUCGUUUCUUAAAAACAUUAGGUAUUGGCCUUCUGUUCUUACCCUACAAUGACAUCAGCCUCUUAUCUAGUUUGAGUCAUAUGAGUGGAAGUCCUUUUUCUGAUUAAAACUGUUUAAGGGUUCUGUCCUAGGAAGGGAAACCAUACAGAUUUGGUUGCUGCUGUGGCUAAGAGAAGAAUCUUCCUUUUGCUGUAGUACCUGGCCCUCAUCUUUGUGCUCUACUCAAGCACGUUUUCCCAUUGGCCCUCUUCUCCACUCACUCUCUUCCCCUAUUUCAGCCUUUGCGGAAAAUGUGAAGUUAAACUAGGGAAAAAUUAGAGUUGCAUGCCCCCUUUGUCUGUCUGUGCCUUCUCCCAUAUUGCUCUUUAGGCCUGGGGCAGCCUCUCCCUUUCAGGCCAGCAGGCUGCCUCCUGAAUAAGAUACAGCAAAGGGCUUUUUUUCUGAAUUAGUCUGCCUUCUCCUUACCUUUCCCUUUGUUGUCACUUCAAACUCUCACUGCUUGUGACUCUUGGUCCCUGCCCAUCCCAUCCUUCUGUAACCUUGAUUGUAAGCACUCUGGAUUGGGGCCAGGGAUCCUCGGUGUUGUGAAUGAUGCUUAGAACGCUGUUGGCACUCAAGACGUAAUUAGAAGUAAUAUACAGGGGUGGGGGGUGGGGGUGGCAUCACGUGAUCAGGUGAAGCGAAACGUUCCUGAGCCAUCAAAGUUCUUAAAGGUACAGGCACUCCGGGACGGUGACAAGGUUAUAACUGUGACUCCCAACCUCAACUAAAUUCUGGAGUUACUUAUAUAUAUAUAUUUAAAAGGUGGGAGAUGAGAGCUUGAAAUGGUGCGUGUGUUAGACUAGGACUGGAGAUAAUAAUAAAAGCAUGCCAUCAAGUCACGGCUGACUCAUGGCCAUCCCAUGGUUUCACUUCAUAGAGUUUUCAAGGCAAGAGACAAGCAGAGGUUGUUUGCCAUUGCUUUCCUCUGCACAGCAACCCCAGUCUUCCUUGGUGGCCUUUCAUCCAAAGGACUAACUGUGUCUGACACUGCUUAGCUUCCAAACUCUGAUGGGACUGGGUUAGUCUGUGCUGGGAGUACCCAGGUUCAGACCCCCACUCUUGCUGUGAAGCUCCCUGGGUGAACUUGGGCCAAUCAGUCU